CUUCGGGACGCAGCAUCGGCGGGGCCGGCAGAAGAAGAGAAAGAGAGAGAGAGAGAGAGAGAGAGGCCGAUCUAGCGUCGUCGAGAUGAAGACGAUCCUGUCGACGGAUACGAUGGAGAUCCCGGAGGGGGUGACGGUGCGAGUGAAGGCGAAGGUGAUCGAGGUGGAGGGACCCCGCGGGAAGCUGACCCGCAACUUCAAGCACCUCAAUCUCGAUUUCCAGCUCAUGGAGGGCGGCCGCAAGCUCAAAGUAGACGCCUGGUUCGGCUCCCGCAAGACCACCGCCGCCAUCCGCACCGCCAUUAGCCACGUCCAGAACCUCAUCACCGGCGUCACCAAAGGAUACCGCUACAAGAUGCGGUUUGUCUACGCCCACUUCCCCAUCAACGCCUCCAUCGCCAACAACAACACAUCCAUCGAGAUCCGCAACUUCCUUGGCGAGAAGAAGGUGCGGAAGGUGGAAAUGCUUGAAGGAGUGACGAUCCUUCGGUCCGAGAAGGUCAAGGAUGAGCUUAUCCUCGAUGGGAAUGAUAUUGAACUUGUUUCUCGCUCUGCUGCCCUUAUCAACCAGAAAUGCCAUGUGAAGAACAAAGACAUCAGGAAGUUCUUGGAUGGUAUCUACGUCAGCGAGAAGGGAACAAUUGCUGAGGAAUAGUAAGCGAUAGUAAGAUGAUUAUAGCCUCACUGAAGCUUUCUUGUGGAGGACUUUCUGGCUAGACAGUUUUCUCUUCAACUUGAUGUCUGCAGAGCUUGGAAAUGGAGUCAUAGGUUUAUGAUUUUGAGUUUGUCUUGUGAUUGUUUUGAAUUACUGUUCUUUCUUCUGAUGUUGGAAGUUAAAAACUCUAUGGCAAGAUAAUUAGCUGUGGGGAACCUUUUAUUUUUCAAUUGAUCAUAAUGAAAGUAGAUUAUUUGGGCACGUGUUUGAACUCUGAAA
Phoenix dactylifera (date palm) is the source of this 934-nucleotide messenger RNA. RefSeq names its product large ribosomal subunit protein uL6. Gene Ontology annotation, biological process: cytoplasmic translation. The record is from RefSeq and is a predicted model, not a curated record. NCBI's taxonomy places the organism in Eukaryota, Viridiplantae, Streptophyta, Magnoliopsida, Arecales, Arecaceae. Gene Ontology annotation, cellular component: cytosolic large ribosomal subunit; ribosome. Gene Ontology annotation, molecular function: structural constituent of ribosome; rRNA binding.